AUGGUGGUGAGAACUGCAUCCGGAACGCUGGGCGGGGUGUCCAUGAAGCACCUCUCUCUGGUCACGUUGACAGUCCAGAACUCAGCCCUCAUUCUGAUCAUGCAUUACUCGAGAAUCAUGCCUUUGGCUGGAGGACAAAGAUACCAUACAAGUACAAGUGUCUUCUUGAAUGAAGUCAUCAAGCUGACCAUUAGCUUAACCAUGGCAAUGUACGAGAUGUCAAAAUCGCUUCCGUCGAAUACUACGAUCGCGACCCUCUCGCGCACCUUGACGACCGCUAUAUUCACCAAUGAAAGCUGGAAGCUUGCCGUACCCGCCGUCAUAUACACUAUACAGAAUAAUCUCCAGUACUUGGCUGUCAGCAACUUGGAUGCAGCUACGUUUCAGGUCACCUACCAGCUCAAGAUUCUGACGACGGCCAUCUUCAGCGUCCUGUUAUUAGGGAGAACGCUUUCAGCACGGAAGUGGCUCUCUCUGCUGCUGCUUAUUGUUGGUGUAUCCAUUAUACAGGUGCCCCAAGCAUUAUCGCAAUCAGAUGUACCGGCAACAGGACCCACGCCCUGGACAAAGACUCUUGAACAGCUUCACGGCCUUGGCCACAACGUCGCAGCACGAAUGGCGAAGCGAUCUGGAUCUUACGAGGGCAUUCAUGAAGAUCGCGCGUCGCAAGUACCGCAUAUGGAUAGACGGGUGGGGCUCUUUGCUGUUCUGAUCUCCUGCGCACUGUCCGGCCUAGCGGGAGUGUUGUUUGAAAAGAUUCUGAAGGACUCGACAAGUGGCAAAACCACGACAUUGUGGGUGCGCAACUGCCAGCUUUCCUUCUGGUCGCUGUUUCCGUCACUGUUCUUGGGUGUGAUUUGGAAGGAUGGAGAGAUCAUAGCAAAGACUGGGUUCUUUGUUGGCUACAACUGGGUGGUGUGGACUGCCAUUGGGUUCCAAGCAGCUGGUGGUGUAAUUGUCGCAUUGGUCAUAAACUAUGCCGACAACAUUGCCAAGAAUUUUGCGACCUCCAUCUCCAUUCUUCUCAGCUGCAUUGCUAGCGUAUACUUUUUCGACUUCAAGGUGACGCAAUCGUUUUUCCUGGGGACAUGUAUCGUCUUAUUUGCGACCUAUCUUUACACAAAACCGGAGCGGGGGAUGCAGCAAUCAUCUGUAAAGAUUGUCGACUUUCAAAAGACUUCGGUCGAGCGGCCUUACGAAGACCGCGGAUUUCGUUCCUAUCACCAAGAACGGCCAGAUAACUCGCGACGUGUGUCGCGUUACAACAUCCUUCAGCCUCAAAUCAAGCAGCCAGCCCGCCUGACUGCUCCUCGAGAUCGCUAUCAUGUGACCCGAUACGAUGAUCCCAUGUACGACACCGUUGAAGACGACCAUGGCAACGGUCCAAGAUCUCAGCUCGAUUCUUUCGACGAGAGACUGCUUCAGCAUUCGUAUCUAAAUCGACAGCCGCAAGUCACGCACGGCAAUGGAAGAUUGUCGCUUGCGCCCGCCCCAUCACAACCCUCACAUGGUCGGUUUGCCUACAAUUCUGCACAAUUCCAAGAUUCAAGUCCCAGCCCCAAAAUUGGCCAGUCCUCCAGCCCAGCAUUCAAAGCAAGUCAGCGCCGCAUAGAACACGUCAGCGCAUCCAUGGCGAAAUGCGGUUCAAGAACCCAGAUGUCCAGGGAUACCCGGCGGCACACCAUAGAGCUUGAUGUACAUGGAUACCAGGAAUUUCAUGGGCAGACUGUAUCUCCCAAAUGUCAAGAACACGCCCUUGGGGAACUGCCGUCCCUGGAUCCGGGAGAAGACCAAGACUUUCCUUGCCAUCGGGGGCAAAAUCUCAACGAAUUACAAGAAGGUGCCGUGAAUGCACCGCAUGCCCCUCCCAUAUGCCAGGGCAUCCGUCUCGUUCCGAUCACAACCUUGCCAGAUCGACUUCGGGCAAUAUUCCCUUAUCCAACGUUCAAUGCGGUGCAAUCCAAGUGUUUCGAUACGGUCUUCCGUUCUGAUAACAACUUUGUUCUCGCAUCUCCAACAGGAAGUGGUAAAACGGUGGUUCUCGAGCUUGCCAUAUGCCGAGCAUUUGCUACCAAUUCAACCGGUCAAUACAAAAUUGUCUACCAGGCACCUACCAAGGCUUUGUGCUCAGAACGACAACGUGACUGGGAAAUAAAGUUCAACAAGAUUGGUCUAAAGUGUGCCGAGCUCACUGGUGAUAGCGAUAUAUCGGACCUGCGACAUGUACAAUCCGCAAACAUAAUCAUUACGACGCCUGAGAAAUGGGAUAGUAUGACUAGGAAGUGGAGAGAUCACGAAAAGCUGAUGAGACUCAUCAGAGUUUUUCUCAUUGAUGAGGUUCACAUACUCAAAGAGGACCGUGGCGCUACCCUUGAGGCAGUCGUGUCUCGGAUGAAGUCUAUUGGAACAAAUGUUCGCUUUGUGGCACUUUCAGCCACAGUACCCAACUUCAAUGAUAUCGCAACUUGGCUAGGUAAAAGCCCAACAGAUCCAGACACUCCGGCCGCGAACGAGAGUUUUGGUGAAGAAUUUCGACCAGUGAAACUGCGAAAGCAUGUUUGCGGGUACAUGUCCAACGCCAACAACGAAUUUGGAUUUGAGAAAGUACUCGAUAGUAAGAUAAAAGAUGUCAUAGCUACUUACUCUGAAGGUAAACCGAUAAUGGUGUUUUGCGCUACCAGAAACUUCACGCUUAACACGGCGAAGCUGAUCGCUAGCUGGUGGUCUUCAAGGAUGGACAAUGACCGCUUCUGGACAGCACCAUCAAAAUCAAUCCGGCUUUCAAAUAAAGACCUUAGGAACACAGUCGCUGCAGGUGUUGCGUUCCAUCAUGCUGGUCUUGACAUAGAAGAUCGGAUGCAAAUUGAGAGACACUUCAUCGCCGGCGAGAUCAGUGUCAUCUGUUGUACCUCUACACUCGCUGUUGGAGUCAACCUGCCCUGCCAUCUUGUAAUCGUCAAGAACACGAUGGCUUGGGGGCCAGCAGGACAUCAAGAAUACUCCGAUUUAGAGAUGAUGCAGAUGCUUGGUCGCGCGGGCCGCCCGCAGUUUGACGACACUGCUGUAGCCGUCAUUAUGACGCGCCAAUCAAAGGUCCGACGAUACGAACAGAUGGUUACUGGUCAAGAAAUUAUAGAAAGCAAACUUCACCUUAACUUGAUCGAUCACAUGAAUGCUGAGACAAGCCUUGGGACGAUCUACGAUCUGCCAUCAGCAAGAAGAUGGCUCAAAGGCACCUUUCUCUUUGUUCGACUCCAGCAGAACCCUGCGUAUUACAAACUUGAAGGGUCGAAAACUGGUCAGAGUGUUGAAGAGCAAGUGGAUGAUAUUUGUUUUCGCGACGUCAACCACCUGCAACAGAGCAAUCUAGUCUCUAGCGAAGAGCGUUUCACAUGCACCGAAUUUGGACAUGCUAUGUCGCGGUACUACGUGCAUUUUGAGACAAUGAAGUUGUUCAUGGGACUCGAGACAAAGUCCUCGCCCUCUGAGAUUCUUUCGGCUAUCGCACAAGCUAAGGAAUACUCCAACAUACGUUUCCGCCAAGGCGAAAAGACAUUCUACAAAGUAUUGAACAAGUCACCCUCAAUCCGUUGGGCUAUCCCUGUCAAUUUGGAUCUCCCAGCACAGAAGAUUUCGCUCAUGAUCCAGUCUGUCCUGGGGUCUGCUGAUAUCUCAUGGGACGGUGACAUGGCCAAACAUAGAUCACAGUACGCAACAGAAACGAUGAUGGUGUUCAGAAACAUAAGCAGUCUCAUUCGAUGUAUUAUUGACUGCCAAAUCGUGCUGGGUGACGCUGUCAGUAUUCACAGUGCGUUGAUGCUCGAGCGAAGUUUUGGUGCAAAGGUUUGGGACGACAGCCCGCUCCAAAUGAAGCAGAUCGAGACUCUAGGCGUGGUUGCUGUAAGAAAGCUUGUCAAUGCGGGUAUCAAAUCCAUAGAAGAUCUCGAGGGAUGCGACCCACAUAGGAUCGAAGCUGUGGUUGGAAGAAACCCACCUUACGGCCUGCAGAUUCUUGAGAAGAUCAAGGGUUUUCCAAAGCUUCGUGUCUCACUUCAAGAACAGCCCUCUACGAUCGUGAAAACUUUGGAAGGAGUCAAAAUGCAGAUCAAGACAGACAUUAGCUUCAUGAAUGAGCGGCCACCUGUGCGCUUUAAUAAUAAGCUCAUCUACGUUUGCCUUCUGGUGGAAACAUCCGACGGGCGUAAGAUACACUUUGCCCGCAUCAGUGGUUCUAAACUUGGUACUGGCCAAAGCCUCUCCAUUCCAGUUCUUUUAACUGGUUAUGACCAAUCCAUCAACUGCCAUGUCAUGUGUGAUGGUAUAGGUGCUAUGCGCAGCGCCACUGUGAGACCUCAGAUACCCCCAUCCAUGUAUCCAAUCCCGAAACCUUCAGGUUUAGAUUCAUCAGCCCCGAAUCAGUCUAAUAUGUCAAAUCGACGCACGGAAAAUGCGCAAGAAAGCUGGAAAGCAUCUACUACCAGUGAUGAUUUUGGUGAUGACGGACUCGACGAUGAUACACUAGUGCGAGCUGCUUGUGAAGACCUCAGAUUCGAACAUAUCGACGCAUAUCCCGAUCCGCUUGCAGAGAACGCUGAGCCCAACAACUCCAAGGCUAAUUCGAACAACAAAAAGGAUGCCGGAAAGGUCCUUAGCCUUCCAAGGCCCCCCGAAACUGUUGUUAAGGGCACUGCUCAGGAUCCAGUGCAGCUUGCAAAUGGUAAAUGGGCAUGUAAUCACCCAUGCAAAGACCGCGAAGCGUGUAAGCACUUGUGUUGUAAAAAUGGCAUGGACAAACCGCCAAAGAAGAAGCCUGUGGCCAAACCCUCUCAGCUGUGCGAACCCCGAUUGCAGUCGCAACAGAAACUCCCUGCUCCAAAGGUCAGAACAACUCAAACUAUGCUCCAGCUUCCAGCACCUAAAAGAAAAGCUUCUAUUCAAAUUGAAGAGUUGGAUCUCACUCACCAAGGAAAGAGGAACAAGGUGGACCGAGAUCUAAAUGAUCUGGAAGCACAAAGCGAGAUUCAAGAGACUAUGAAGGGAAGUAACAUGUCUUCUGCAAGUCAUCCAAUCUUGCACACGAAGUCUGCGUAUUGCUAUCACCAGGGCGAUUUGGGCAGAGCUUGUUCUUCUAAAUCUUUGGUCACAGAACCACUCUCUGAUCCAAGCGACUACGGCAACAUCCAGCUUGACGAUCCUCUUGAUUUUCUUGGUCCUCCACAACAACACAGUGUUCUAUCCGACUGCAAUACCCAAACAGAGUACCAUGACCUUGUAGAUUGCGAGACGGUCGCCCUAGGUAUCUCUCCAGAGUCGGAAGCGUUUUGUGACGAUGACUCACUACUCGAAGACGUGCUGGUUGGCCUAGCUGACUCGCAUAGCCUGCAAGAUAACAAUGAAGGCAAGUUUGAUUCAAUGAAAGCUGUGGAAGGUUUUCUUGACUGCGCAAACAAAGAAAGCUGGGGAGAGGCGCGGCAUUUGAAAGGCGAUGAAAUCGCAGGUGUCAAGGUGAUUACGAACAAUGUUUUGCAGAGGACUGCUUAUACCGGAGUCCACCGGGGAUCCCGCGGAUCGCCAACUGAAAUACAGAGCUCUCGCCCCGACAGAACAAUAAGUACUAUUAGAGUCGAAGGCGUAUUUCCAGAUGCUGUGACGAACUUUAUCGACGACAGCAAAACUGAGAGGCCUGCUCCCCAAAAAGACAGUCUUACCGUGGCUCAGUUGAAGAAAUACCAGCAGCCAUCAACUACUCAGGAGCUCCCAGAGUACUUAGCAAGAGCUGUUUACGAGACUCCUUGCUCAGUCUCAACAGAGAAGAAAAUAGUUCCUGACGCUUUCAAAGACCUCGAGCCAUGGCUCCUCGAAGAAUUCGGCGACAUAGUAGAACUUGUUGAUGAAUGA
Bipolaris oryzae ATCC 44560 is the source of this 5898-nucleotide messenger RNA. RefSeq lists its product as uncharacterized. The record is from RefSeq and is a predicted model, not a curated record. NCBI's taxonomy places the organism in Eukaryota, Fungi, Ascomycota, Dothideomycetes, Pleosporales, Pleosporaceae. Gene Ontology annotation, molecular function: pyrimidine nucleotide-sugar transmembrane transporter activity; ATP binding; nucleic acid binding. Gene Ontology annotation, biological process: pyrimidine nucleotide-sugar transmembrane transport. The transcript has 13 exons. Gene Ontology annotation, cellular component: Golgi membrane. Bases 1 to 5898 code for a protein of 1965 amino acids.